Messenger RNA from Aspergillus luchuensis, 237 nucleotides. RefSeq lists its product as uncharacterized. The transcript has 3 exons. The record is from RefSeq and is a predicted model, not a curated record. The coding region runs from base 1 to 237 and encodes 78 amino acids. NCBI's taxonomy places the organism in Eukaryota, Fungi, Ascomycota, Eurotiomycetes, Eurotiales, Aspergillaceae.
AUGGUCACAUCGACACGAGAAAGGAUUAACAUAGACGAUCUUCUCGACCCCGCCCAUGCCAACGAUGGAGAGAAGUUCUGCGACAAUCGAAGACCGUCGCGUCGCUUUUCUGGCAAGACCGAAAAAGAUACAAUCACACACAAGAUUCAACCUGGGUCGAGAGGGGAGAGAAUGCUGCCUCGCAAGAUUUAUGUUUGUCCCAUGGCACCUUCCCAGUGCGACCGAGGACCGUCCUAA